Arachis stenosperma is the source of this 1526-nucleotide messenger RNA. RefSeq names its product protein PHOTOSYSTEM I ASSEMBLY 2, chloroplastic. Bases 85 to 612 code for a protein of 175 amino acids. The record is from RefSeq and is a predicted model, not a curated record. The transcript has 4 exons. Lineage: Eukaryota; Viridiplantae; Streptophyta; Magnoliopsida; Fabales; Fabaceae.
GAAUCCAUUGAUUUGAUUCUCUUUCUCUCUCUGAAAGGAUAUUUGCUACCUUUGGAUAAGAGAGAAAGUAAGAGGAGUAAAACAAUGGCAAUGGCAAUGGCGAGUUCUACUUCUGCUAAUAUCACUGUUAUUCAUCGGUGCCUUCCUUCUCCAAACAGAGUAAAAGCGUUGCGGCUUCGUGUUGUUAACUCAACUCAACACAAUCAAGAACACAAUACCUCACAGUCACAGGAAGAAGCAUCAGUGAAGGUUUCAAGGCGCGUGUGUCUAACGUGCAUGUGUUCGAGUGCAGCUCUGACUCUAAUUGCAGCUGCACCAAAUUCAACUGCUGCGGCGGGAAUGGAGAAAGCAGUGUGUAGAAACUGCGGCGGAAGUGGUGCCAUCAUCUGUGACAUGUGCGGUGGUACCGGAAAAUGGAAAGCUCUCAACAGGAAACGAGCCAAAGAUGUUUAUGAAUUCACUGAGUGUCCUAAUUGUUACGGUCGAGGAAAGCUUGUGUGUCCAGUUUGCUUAGGAACUGGGUUGCCAAACAAUAAAGGUCUCCUAAGGAGGCCUGAUGCGCGAAAACUACUUGAUAAGAUGUAUAAUGGACGCCUACUUCCAAACUCUUAAGAAAAAUGAAUCAAAUCUGUAGAUGUUCACACUUCGUACCUUUCUUGUCCAUUCAAGGUAUUGACUUCUUUCUUAUUGUUAAUGGUUGUUGUUUUUGGGUGAUAAUGGUGGCAGUAAGGGUUAAGUCUAUUGAAUUAAGAGAAUUGUAUGCAUUACAAGCAUCACUGGUAUGAUCAUUAUAUCCUUCCGAGGAGUGCUAGGGGGCCAGCAGAUUAUGUGAUUUGUAGCCAUCAAUUAGCCAUCAAUAAUGUUUUUAAUGGUGUGAGAUUACAUCUAAUGGAUUGCUCAAUUUUCUUUUGAUGAUUAAGUGCUGGCCGAAAUUUAAUAAAAGUGCUGGCCCCUAGACUUUCUCUAUCCCUUUAUUAAGUUAAAAAUGUAGGAGGAAUAUUCAAGGUAAUUCAUGCUUGAAUGAGUGGGAAUUGGCCAAUUGGGAAAUAGCAAUUAAGCCCACCUUCAAACAAACCAAAAGAAAGGCAUAUUGGAUGGCUAUUUGUAACUUGUAAGUCUGUUUUCUUCUUCUUUUUCUAGUGUUAUUGCGAGAUCUGAAUUCAUGACAAUAUCUUGAUAACUUAUUUUACCAAGUGCAUGCUAUUAAUAUUAAGAUAAAAGAUAAGAGCAUGACCAUUCAAGGACGUAAAAAUACAUGUAUAGGACAACAAACCAUUCAUAGUAGAAAUCUAAUUAAGGUGUCUUACACCAUAAGAAAAAGAUAUAAAAUAGUUGAUGGGAACAAGCUUCUUAAUGAAAAUCCAUAUCCCGGACCAAUUUGUGAUUAGGACAUAAGUGAACUAGAGGUAGAUGAGGAGCACUUAGAUUUUCGAAGCUUCUUUUCAACGGUGCUCAACUUAUCUUCACUGUUCUUAAGCUCGCGCCCCAUUUGUUUGAGCAUUUUGCGUGUGGAUCGUAUCAUCCCU